UGCAGGCAGAAUGUUCCCCUCUCAUUUAUUUGCCGGUGAGGUUGGACAGUGAAAGAUGCAGCUCUUGGACAGAUAUCAAGAAACACACCUUCAUGACCUCCCACUGGCUGUCUCUGCACUAUAUCUGUGCCAGGGGUGCUAGGGGAAGCCCAGAGAUCUGCCAUCCUGAGGAAGAUUAUGGCUCCGUGUAUGAAAUGGCUGUUGAACUGCAAGAGAUUUUUAAUUAUAUUUAUUACACCACUACUGCUGCUGCCACUGCCACUUCUCAUUCAAACAAAGGAAGCCAGCUGUGCCUACGCCAUCAUCCUAAUGGCAGUCUAUUGGUGUACAGAAGUGAUUCCGCUUGCUGUCACUGCACUGAUACCUGUUCUUCUGUUUCCAAUGUUUGGAAUUCUGGAAUCGAAAAAGGUGUGCAUGCAGUACCUUAAAGACACCAACAUGCUCUUUGUGGGAGGCCUGAUUGUGGCUGUGGCAGUAGAACACUGGAACCUACACAAGCGCAUUGCUCUGAAAGUUCUUCUCAUUGUUGGUGUGAGACCUGCUCUACUUAUGUUGGGAUUUAUGGGGGUUACUGCAUUCCUUUCGAUGUGGAUAAGUAACACUGCCACCACAGCCAUGAUGGUUCCUAUUGUCCAGGCUGUUCUUAGUCAGCUCAACAAUGCUGAAGAUGAUCCAGCCAUGCUAGAAUCCCUGGAAGGACAGACCAACCCAGCACUGGUGCUAGAGAAAAAAAAUGCCAUACCUAUGGAACCUGUUCAGAUUGUGAGUAAUGGGCAUAUGCCCGAGGUCCACGUGGAAGUCCCUGAGAAAGAUGAAAGAAAACGUAUUUCUAAGGGAAUGAUGCUUUCCGUAUGCUAUGCUGCAAGUAUUGGAGGAACUGCUACAUUAACAGGGACAGGCCCAAACCUUGUGCUAAAAGGACAAUUUACCCAAAUUUUCCCAAACAACGGAGAUAUACUGAACUUUGCUUCAUGGUUUGGGUUUGCAUUUCCCAAUAUGGUUGUUAUGUUGUGCAUGAGUUGGUUCUGGCUGCAGUUGUCCUUUAUGGGAUUCAACUUUAAGAAGACAUGGGGAUGUGGAGCUACAGCCUCUGAAAAAGAACGAUCGGCCUAUAACGUCAUCCGGGAAGAAUACCGCAAGCUGGGACCCAUUUCCUAUGCAGAGUCUAGUGUACUGUUUCUCUUCAUUCUACUGGUGUUGCUUUGGUUUACCAGAGACCCUGGCUUUGUCGUCGGCUGGGCUACAGUUCUCUUCAAUAAAGACAACAUAGAGUAUGUAACAGAUGCUACAGUAGCUGUGUUUGUUGCUUUUCUACUUUUUAUUCUACCGGCUACCAAACCAAAGAUUGGCUGUUGUAAAACAAGAAAAAGCUUUGAUCUAGAAGACUUUGAAGAAGAACAGAAAGACACGUUUUUUUCUACACCAUUACUAACAUGGAAGGUAGUCCAAAAGAAGAUGCCCUGGAGCAUUGUGAUUCUCCUGGGAGGAGGAUUUGCUUUGGCAAAAGGGAGUGAUGCUUCUGGUCUGUCUCAUUGGCUGGGACAACAGAUGACUCCUCUGCACAGUAUUCCACCAUGGGCUAUUGCUAUUAUCUUGUGUCUGAUAAUCGCUGUAUUCACAGAAUGUGCCAGUAAUGUUGCAACUGCAACACUUUUUCUGCCUAUCCUUGCAUCCAUGACCAGAUCCAUUGAGGUUAAUCCGCUGUACAUCAUGAUUCCCUGCACACUCAGCACAUCUUUUGCCUUUAUGCUCCCUGUGGCCACGCCACCAAAUGCCAUUGUCUUCUCUUAUGGGCAUCUCCGUGUUUCAGAUAUGGUAAAAACAGGCAUUGUCAUGAACAUCAUUGGAAUUAUAUGCACAACAUUAGCUAUCAACACCUGGGGACGUCCCAUAUUCAGCCUAGACACAUUCCCGCAGUGGGCCAACAUCACAGACUAGAAAGAUACUAUUUCUAUAGACCUAUGAGACUGCGAGUCAUUGCCAUGAUUCUACAGACAAUAUUAUCAGUGCAUCUACCUUUAAAAAGUACUGUUAAGAUAAGGCACAAAGAUUUAAAUCCUUUAUCUUCUAUACCAAGGAAUUGUGCAGAGUUUCUCUACCAGUUCAGUUUGAAGAACAUGAGAUUUGAACAAAAGAUGAUGCGAACAAGGAAGAAAUAUAAUGAUAAUAAUAGAUUGCUGCAAUCGUGCAACUGGCUGCAGGGGUUCUGUUUUGUAGCCUCUGUGCAUUGGGCAAAACAUCAACAUCUCUCUUUUUAAAUCAACCACCAUGAAAAUUACUGUUCAGUCCCUUUGGCCUGGAUCAUCAUUGGCUCUGUAUGUAACAGACUGCUUCCUAUGUAACAGACCCACAAUUGCUAAUAGGAAAAACAGUGACCAUGCUGAUGUUCUUCUACGUGGAGCAGAGGUGUUUUGGUUUGAGAAACCUCAGAAUAUUUUGUAAAUUAAAUAUGCAUUUGUAAAUGUACAUUGCUAUAUGUGUAGGUAUUGGCAAACCCUUGGAAAAAAGUUUUGUAAUAUAUAAUCAAGAAUGAAUCAGAGUGAGAAUCAAAAACAAAUUAUGAAAUGGGCUUGCUUACCAGUUUGACAUUAUCCAGACCCUUCAUUGGUCCUUGUCUUUGCUCCAGAGGCUUGAGUUCAGUUUAUAUACAGUUGUAUAGCCAUGGAGGAAGCAUUUCAAAUAGAAACAGAGAUUCAUAUGUUUUACCAAACAUUUUACAUUUAACUAUUUCCUUUUCAGAAAAGAUUACAAAAAACAUUGUGAUGUUAGAGCCAAGCACUUGAUGUUAGAGCCCAGCACUUAUGCUGAGCAGUUAAACAUGAUGAACCAUUCAUCUACUUUGAUUACUGUAUCUGUUUUCUUGACUGUGAGGAAAUUGUUCCUGACAACUAGGAAAGUGUUAAUAAAUGUGAAAAAAAUCAAAUUGUUGACCCAGUAAAUUAUAGUAAGAUAGCCUCAUAUUUCUCAUGCAUUAAAAUAUAGGACAACAUUGGGAUAAUGGGAUAACAAUAGUUAUGCCAAUGAAUAAUCCUUUUUAAAAUUGUGUACACAGUUAUGAUAUCUGUUAUCCAGAAUGCUUGGGACCUGGGAUCUUUCUGUAAUUUGGAUUGUUAUACCAGCCUUACCAUUAAUUAAUAAACCCAAUUGGCUGGUUUUGCUUCCAAUGAGGAUUAAUAGUAUCUUAGUUUGGAUCAAGUACAAGGUAC
Molecule: messenger RNA, 3206 nt
Organism: Xenopus laevis (African clawed frog)
Lineage: Eukaryota; Metazoa; Chordata; Amphibia; Anura; Pipidae
Gene: slc13a5.S
Product: solute carrier family 13 member 5 S homeolog
Exons: 13
Coding region: 178-1938 (586 amino acids)
Biological process (GO): oxaloacetate transport; sodium ion transmembrane transport; transmembrane transport
Cellular component (GO): plasma membrane; membrane
Molecular function (GO): citrate transmembrane transporter activity; succinate transmembrane transporter activity; solute:sodium symporter activity
Source: RefSeq, a predicted model, not a curated record